CUGAAGGACGCCUUGGAUGCGAGUCAUUUUGCGCUUCGUCGAUUACGUGUUGGAUGAUUGGGCGUUUCUCCCGAAUCCAACUCAGAAGCCGCGCGAUUAAGGCUUUGGGUUUGUGAAUUCAAAGUCCGCAUCCAUUCCCAUUCCCAUUUAUGUAUUUCUCUUGUGUUUUUCACUUUCAAACAUUCUUCCAAUUUCUAGGGUUUUUUUUAUCGGUGUAAGAUUUAUUCCCAGAAAUCCCUGGUUCAACCAAAUUCUGGUGUUAUAUGCUUCUAAUUUCUCGAAAAUGUUCAACAAGAUCAUUAAGCGUGCCCACAAGAAAUCAGCAAAAUCGGCAUUCAAUGAAAAUUCUGCAAACGGAUAUCAAUUUUACGAAGUAGUUGUGAAGCAUGCGUCUCGUGCAGCCACCGCCAAUUCAGAGCCCCAAAACUCGCCUCGUGCGGUGGCGCCACCCAAUCCCACCGUAAUCAAACCACUGCCACCACUGCACGAAGUUGCUGUUUCAGAACGUCCAACUUUGUUUCUGCAAAAAAUUCAACUGUGUUGCUUCUUGUGCGAUUUUUCAGACACUCUCAAGUCCGUUUAUGAAAAGGAAAUCAAACGCCAAACACUUUACGAGCUUGUUGAUAUUAUACAAUCGGGGUCCUUCGGAUUCGGCGAUUAUCAAGAAGAGCUUAUUGCGAUGGUGUCUGUUAACAUUUUCCGUUGUUUGCCUCCAGCAUCCCAUGAGAAUACAGGGACUGAAACCAUGGAUCCUGAAGAUGACGACACAUAUAUGGAUCCUUCUUGGCCACAUUUGCAGCUUGUGUAUGAAAUUCUGUUGAGGUACAUUGUGGCAUCUGAGACCGAUAUAAAGACUUCCAAGCGCUACAUUGAUCAUGUAUUUGUUUUGAAACUUCUUGACUUGUUUGAUUCCGAGGACCAGCGCGAGCGCGAGUAUUUGAAGACAAUUCUUCACCGGAUUUAUGGCAAGUUCAUGGUGCACAGGCCUUUCAUAAGGAAAGCUAUCAACAAUAUAUUCUAUCGGUUUAUAUUUGAAACACAGAGACAUAAUGGUGUAGCUGAGUUGCUGGAGAUCCUGGGCAGUAUCAUAAAUGGAUUUGCAUUGCCAAUGAAAGAGGAGCAUAAGCUGUUCCUAAUCCGUGCUCUUAUACCACUUCACAAGCCUAAAUCCAUUUCCUCAUAUCAUCAACAAUUGUCUUAUUGCGUUGUUCAGUUUGUUGAGAAAGACAACAGGUUGGCAGAUCCUGUGAUCAGGGGACUGUUGAAGUACUGGCCCGUCACAAAUUGCCAUAAGGAAGUUCUUUUUCUUGGAGAACUAGAAGAGGUUCUGGAGGCAACUCAACCUGCUGAAUUUCUACGGUGCAUGGUCUCUCUUUUCAGGCAGAUCGGGCGCUGCCUUAACAGCCCUCACUUUCAGGUUGCUGAACGAGCACUUUACUUGUGGAACAAUGAGCACAUUAUAAGUUUAGUGGCUCAGAAUCGAAAUGUUAUAUUGCCAGUAAUCUUUGAAGCUCUGGAAAAGAACAUGAAUAGCCAUUGGAACCGAGCAGUGCAUGGGCUAACAGCCAAUGUGAGGAAGAUGUUUUUGGAGAUGGAUGCCGAACUGUUUGAAGAGUGUCAAAACCAGUACUUAGAGAAGGAAGCAAGGGCUAGAGAAUUGGAAGAGAAGAGAGAGUUAACAUGGAAGAAAUUGGAAGCAGUGGCUGCACAAGCCGUGAGGGAUGAUAUGGUUUUGGUUAACUGAUAAAUUGGGGCCGCAACUUUUCUUUUCACAUUGGUUGUUGUGCAGAAAUUUCUUCCUAUAUUGAGGUUACAACACGGCUGCAUUACUGCAUGACGUAUGUUGGAAAGGAAGAAAUUAUAAUUUUAUGUUAAUUACAAGGUGUGGUGAACAGGAUGUGCAAAUUGACAAGCUUGUGAGUCCUGUUUCUUACUGAACAAGGUUUUCAGUGUUUCUUUUGAUCUAUUACCUCCUUGUUUUUUGGUUCAUUCUUUAUAUCCAAUAUCUUGUGUUAAUUGUAAAUACAAACUUCUAUUUUCCUUCAAUGAAGUUGUCAUUUA
This is a messenger RNA of Gastrolobium bilobum, 2061 nucleotides long. RefSeq names its product serine/threonine protein phosphatase 2A 57 kDa regulatory subunit B' beta isoform-like. The transcript has 2 exons. The coding region runs from base 284 to 1744 and encodes 486 amino acids. Gene Ontology annotation, biological process: signal transduction. Gene Ontology annotation, molecular function: protein phosphatase regulator activity. The record is from RefSeq and is a predicted model, not a curated record. Gene Ontology annotation, cellular component: protein phosphatase type 2A complex. Lineage: Eukaryota; Viridiplantae; Streptophyta; Magnoliopsida; Fabales; Fabaceae.